Molecule: messenger RNA, 525 nt
Organism: Hevea brasiliensis (rubber tree)
Lineage: Eukaryota; Viridiplantae; Streptophyta; Magnoliopsida; Malpighiales; Euphorbiaceae
Product: G-type lectin S-receptor-like serine/threonine-protein kinase At1g11410
Exons: 4
Coding region: 1-525 (174 amino acids)
Biological process (GO): recognition of pollen
Source: RefSeq, a predicted model, not a curated record
AUGACAGGUCCGGCGCCUUUUAUUCCCAGCCUUUGGAUCUGUCCUGACAGGCAAGAUCCUGAGCGCUUUCAACUCUACAAUACUUGUGAUCUCCAGAGUCAGUUUGAUAUCCUUAACCUCACACAGGUGUUCCGGUUGCAGCGGCGACUUCUCACUUUUCUCACUUCAGUGAAGAGCUUUCGUCCAAGCGACCGCAAAAUACCUUGCGACACUAGCAAUUUCUCAUUUAGGAUCAACCCUAAAGGUUGUACGCAAGUGUUCUUAUACGAGGGUCAUGCUCCAAAAUGGAGGAGUGGUCAUUGGAAUGGCGUUAGAUGGUCUGGAAUACCUCAACUACAGAGAGUUACAUUUAUCUUCAACUACAGCUAUGUGGACAAUGAGAAUGAGAUUUCCUUCUCGUGGAACAAUGCAUAUGUCUCAAUCUUGACAAGAGCAGUGCUGAAUGAGUCCGGCAUUUUCCAACGGUCCAAAUGGCAUGAGAACGAAGGUCGAUGGGAAGAGUUCGCAUCUGCGCCCAAGGACUAG